Molecule: messenger RNA, 2181 nt
Organism: Nomia melanderi (Alkali bee)
Lineage: Eukaryota; Metazoa; Arthropoda; Insecta; Hymenoptera; Halictidae
Source: RefSeq, a predicted model, not a curated record
UCAUUCUUUCUCCGAGCGUCGAGCGGUGCGGAACAAACCGGAGCCAACAGCGAGCGUUCGGCCGAGGCCACGGUAGAAACGGGAGAAAACGGAGCCGCGUUGCGUCUCUCUCGCGGACGGGCCACUGGGACGCGGAAGGAACGAGGAAUUCCUUGAAUCCAACGGAAAUCUCGAGCGUGCUCGAAUCAACCUCGAACUUCGACCCCGGAGCCGGCCGAAGUGUGUUGCGCUGGAUCGUCCGUGAACGGAGUUCCGCUUCUGAGUCUUCUCUGCGGCAGCCGAGGGAAACGCCAGAGGAGGAUCCCGAUCGUUGUUCGCCGACGAGUGACACAGGACGCCAAGCAUCAUCGUCGUCGUCAUCGUGUCGUCCUCUCUUCGUGCACUUCUUCGUCGUCAUUGUGAUCGUCGCCAGCCGCGCCUCCAAAGAUUCUCCCCCCUGCCGCCGCCGCCGCCGCCGCAGCCGCUAGUCUUCUUGGGAUAAUAUAUAUCCAGUGUGUUGUUCCCCGUGGCGAGCAAGAGGCGACGAGGGACCCGACGCUCCUCUCGAGGGAACAUUCCGCCUCGACGCGACACUCACGACGCCCUCGACCGUCGAGGUCAGUUUCGUUGGACGCGCGACACCUGAUCAACAGCAUCCGGAAAGCGCGGGAACGAGGGAGACAGGUGAGACAGAGGAAGGAUAGAGAGGCAAACGGAGCAAGAUGGGAGGUAGACAAAGCAGAAGGUCCGUGGACAUAACGACGACGCCUAAGAAGGAGGGGUUGCCGGCCGAUGGCAGCGUCGGGGAUGCCGCAGCACCUGGCGACGGCAAGCUGGAGAGGAUCGAGGAGACCGACACGAAGCCCACCACCAACGGCAUAGCGCCGCACACGGACGUGGCCGAGGAUAAGGAGAAGGACAAGGAUGAGGCCACGGAAAAGGAGAAGGACAAGGAGAAGCAAGAAGAGGUAAAGGCUGAGGAGACGAAGCAGGAGUCGGCUGGUGAAUCGCCCGCGGAAACGGCGGAGGUCACGACACCCACAGAAGCGACCACCCCCGCCAGUCCGAACACUGCCACUUCGCCAGACAGCAAGGAAACCAAAAAGAAGGAGAAGAUGAAGAAAAAGUGGUCCUUCAGGUCGAUCAGCUUCAGCAAGAAGGACAAGAAUAAGCCAGCCCGCGACGAAGCGCCCAAGAAUGGAGACGUCACCAAGGAGGAAACACUCGCAGAGGGUGGCGAGGAAGCAGAGAACGGUUCGGCAACGGCCGGCAGCCCGGUGGAGGAGAAGUCAGCAGUAAGUAGUCCGUCCGCGGAGGCGGAGACCGCGCCGUCGUCAGCGCCCUCUUCGGAGGCGAAGGAGGACGCGUCGCCGUCACCGACAGCAGCAGCAUCAGCAGCAGCAGCAGCAGCAGCGGCGGCGGCGGCGGGAACCGUCGCCGGUAGCCCGGCCGACGAAAAGCAAGAGGAACCCACUCCCUCUGCCCCCACUCCCGUCCCUGUCGAGGAAAAGAAAGAGGAGGUCGAAAAUGUCGAGGCCGAGAAAAAAGUAGUCGAGAGCACUCCCGAGUCAGAGGCACCGGUAGAAAAUAACGUGGGCCACGACAGCACGACGGAAAGCUCAGAAGAGAAGGUUACACCUCCAGCCGUCCCAAUCGAGACACCUGCUCCUCCGCCAUCCGCGCCGGCCAUCACCGAAGAUGUUGCCUCGGUAGCCAAGGCUAUCGAAGAGAUCGAAAUAAGCGAUAAGGCUGUUGCGGCGGCAACAAUCGAGUGUACUACGACCGAAAUCAUCGCGGACGCGCCUUACCAGAUCAACGUGAACGAAUAAACGCCGCUUAACCGAAUUGUAAUUUUGGGAAGAAGAAAGUUCUUUUCUCUCGUUAAAACCAAAAAAGUAUAUUAUAUAGAUAUGUAUAUUUGGACCAUUCCUGCAAACUAAACCGGAAAAUGAACGUUCUUUCGUUACGAGCAACAACAGCAAACAGCAGCAGCAGCAGCAGCAACAACAACAACAACAACAGCAAGUAAAAAGGAAAAAAGGGAAAAAAGAAAAAAGAAAAAAUGGAUAAAGAAAACACGAAAAACGGAUAAUUACGAAUUGAAUGGAUGAACGAUCACACACACUCUCACAUAAAACACACACACGGAAAAAGUAAAUAAUAAACGAACAAAAAAAAAUACAAAAAAGAAAUACGGAACGA